Molecule: messenger RNA, 3241 nt
Organism: Sesamum indicum (sesame)
Lineage: Eukaryota; Viridiplantae; Streptophyta; Magnoliopsida; Lamiales; Pedaliaceae
Product: Riboflavin synthase-like superfamily protein
Cellular component (GO): plasma membrane
Molecular function (GO): peroxidase activity; calcium ion binding; NAD(P)H oxidase H2O2-forming activity
Source: RefSeq, a predicted model, not a curated record
GAGAGGUAUUUGAAGAAAUGCCAAAGCGCCAACUACUCUGCGCGUAGGCAAGACUGGGCAAGAAUGGGUUGAAAUUGUGUGCUUAUACAGAGAUGGGUUCGGUUGGGAGGUGCUUGUUUUAACAUCCUUUCAGGGACGAGGCGUGUGACUCAAGCCUUCUCUCUCUCUCUCCAUCUCCUCCUCAUACUUUAAUUUCCAUUUUCAUCAUUUCUGAUUAAUUUUCACCGUUUUACGCACACAGGAGUCGCACUUGGUCUAUGGAGAUGGUUAAUGGCGGAUUAACCAGUUUCUAAUGCGGUAUACUGGGUGGGUUUGUGUUUGGGUUUGGAUUUUCUCCUACUGAAUUUGAUCAUGAGGACGUCUUCGUUCGGGAGCAGCUCCAAGUACAGCCGCUCCUUUGACUUGCCGGAAGUCCAGCGGGAGCCGCCGCUCUACGGCGCAAUGCUGCCGGUUUACCUCAAUGACUUGAGCGUUGAGGUUACACUAGAGCUUGACGAUAAUUCCGUGGUUUUGUGCAGCGUCGCCCCCGCGGCGACGACGACCGCCAGUCAGAAUGCCGUAGCGUCGGCCGAAGACGAGUCGACCUCUAACGGAUUCCUCGUGCGGAGUACAUCGGCGGCGUCGAAGCUGCGGCGGAUGUUCUCGUGGCGGAGGACGCCGUCGGCGAGGACGUCGACGUCGGAGGCGGAGGAUCAGCACCAGGCGGCGGUGGUAUCGGCGCGUGAGUUGAUGAAGAUGAAGGCGAAGAUGAUGAGGACGAAGUCGAGCGCGCAGAGAGCACUGGGCGGACUGAGAUUCAUCAGCAAAAGCACGUGCGGAGAAUCGGAUCCAAAUUUGCUGUGGAAACAAGUGGAGGCGAGGUUCGAGGUGUUGGCCAAGGACGGAUUACUGUCGAGGCAAGACUUCGGCGAAUGCAUAGGAAUGGGGGAUUCCAAGGAGUUUGCGGUGGGGGUAUUCGACGCUCUGGCGCGGCGGCGGAGGCAGAAGACCAGUAGAAUAACCAAGGCGGAGCUGCAUGACUUCUGGCUUCAAAUUUCCGACAACAGCUUUGACGCUCGUCUCCAGAUUUUCUUCGACAUGGCGGAUAUUAAUGGAGACGGAAAAAUUACAAGGGAUGAAGUGCAAGAGCUAAUAUUGCUGAGUGCUUCUGCCAAUAAGCUGUCCAAUUUGAAAGAACGUGCAAAGGAGUACGCUUCUUUAAUUAUGGAAGAGCUUGACCCUGAUAAUCUUGAAUACAUUGAGUUAUGGCAGUUGGAAGCACUUCUUCUGCAAAGGGACAAUUAUAUGAACUACAGUAGACCUCUAAGCACAGCAAGUGUAGGAUGGAGCCAGAAUUUGAGCAGUGUUAUGCUGAACAAACUAGGGUCCCUCCUACUGGACAACUGGCAGAGAGGCUGGAUUUUAGUUCUAUGGGUUUUGGCCAUGGCUGGCCUUUUCACCUGGAAGUUUCUUCACUACAGGCAAAAAGCAGCAUUUCAGAUAAUGGGUUACUGCUUAACAACAGCCAAAGGAGCUGCUGAAACACUCAAACUCAACAUGGCCCUAAUCCUUCUACCAGUUUGCCGUAAUAUACUGACGUGGCUAAGAUCUACAAGAGCCAGAGUACUCUUCCCUUUCGAUGACAACAUUAACUUUCAUAGGGUUAUUGCAUUUGCUAUAGCGAUUGGAGUUAUGGUACAUGCAGGAGUUCAUUUAUCAUGUGAUUUUCCUCGUCUGGUUAGAUCAUUGCCAGAAAAAUUUGAACUAAUUGCUGCUGAUUUUAAUGGUGAAAAACCCACCUAUACCAGCCUGCUGAGUACUGUUACCGCCACUACUGGGAUUGUCAUGGUUGUGUUGAUGAUAAUCGCCUUUACGCUAGCUACAAGGAGCUUUAGAAGAAAUGGGGUGAAGUUGCCACCACCAUUGAACAGACUAACUGGAUUCAAUGCAUUCUGGUAUUCCCAUCACCUUCUGGGUCUAGUCUAUGUAUUACUUCUGAUCCAUGGGACCUUCUUGUUCUUGGUUCACCAAUGGUACAAGAAAACGACAUGGAUGUACAUAUCUGUUCCCCUGCUUCUUUAUAUAGCUGAAAGAAGUCUGAGAACUCGCAGGUCAGAACAUUAUGCAGUUAAGAUUUUGAAGGUUUCUGUACUACCGGGAGGUGUCUUCAGCUUGGUCAUGGCAAAGCCAAAUGGAUUUAAAUAUAAAAGUGGACAGUAUAUAUUUCUGCAAUGUCCUGCAAUCUCCUCCUUUGAAUGGCAUCCUUUUUCACUCACUUCAGCACCAGGAGACAAUUAUCUGAGUGUUCAUAUCCGUACAGUAGGUGAUUGGACACAAGAACUCAAGCGAGUGUUUACAGAAGAUAAUAGUUCAACAUGUGUGAUUGGUCGAGCUAAAUUUGGAGCUUUGGGAAAUGUUCAUCAAACUGGUCUACCUAAAUUGCUUGUUGAUGGACCCUACGGAGCACCGGCACAAGACUACCAGAACUAUGAUGUAUUACUUCUUGUAGGACUUGGAAUCGGGGCCACUCCUUUCAUAAGUAUCCUCAAGGAUCUCUUGAACAAUACUAGAUCAGAUGAUCAAAUGGACUCCAACACAGACACCAGUCGAUCAGAUGAUAGCUCAAAUAGUUUUACCUCUUCAUGCGACACAUCAAGCGGAAAGAAGAAAUCACAGAAGACGAGGAGGGCACAUUUCUACUGGGUAACCAGGGAACCUGGGUCCUUUGAGUGGUUCAAGGGAGUGAUGAAUGAAGUAGCAGAGAUGGAUCACAAGGAUCAAAUUGAGAUGCACAAUUAUCUAACAAGCGUUUAUGAAGAGGGUGAUGCAAGAUCAACUCUGAUCACCAUGGUGCAGGCUCUAAAUCAUGCUAAACAUGGGGUUGAUAUCCUUUCUGGCACUAGAGUAAGGACACAUUUUGCAAGGCCCAACUGGAAAGAAGUGUUCAAUAAAGUAGCUGCGAAGCAUCCGUGUUCAACAGUAGGUGUUUUCUACUGUGGGUUGCCGAUCUUAGCAAAGGAGCUGAAGAAGUUAUCACAAGAAUUGACUUAUAAGACAUCCACAAGAUUCGAAUUUCACAAGGAAUACUUCUAAGCAAGAAGAUCUCAACUAACCAUACAAGCGGAUUUGUAAUUAUUUAUGUAUAUGAGGAUAUAACAUACAUUUCUUCAGAUAGUGCAAAAAUCAUACAAAUAGCAUAGCCAUAUAUAUAAACACAAUAGAGGUUCAUUUGAAAGCUGGGUAAAAAUUGGGGACAAUGGAU